AUGGCAGACCGUAUACAACUAUCAGACUAUGUUUGGUUAACACCAGAAAAGAAGUCUGAAUUUGAGAUCCCAAUAGCUGUUAAAAUACUUAAUAGUUCAGGAGGUAGAAUACAAGUAAAAGACGACAAUGGGGAAGUAUUUUCAACGGAUGUUACAAAUGUUAUCAAGCCACUACACGCUACUUCAAUAUCAAGCGUCGAAGAUAUGAUAACUCUUGGAGAACUUCAGGAAUAUACAAUACUGAGAAAUUUACAUAUACGCUAUAAUCAACAACUCAUUUAUACAUAUACUGGCUCGAUGUUGAUAGCAAUAAACCCAUAUGAGAUAUUACCAAUUUAUACGAUGGAUCAAAUUAAUUUUUAUCAAGAUAGAAAUAUUGGAGAUAUACCGCCUCACAUAUUUGCAAUUGGAAAUGAUUCAUACCGCGAAUUAUUAGAUACGUCAACAAAUCAAUGCGUUGUUAUAAGCGGAGAAAGUGGUGCUGGAAAAACUGAAAGUACAAAAUUGUUAUUACAAUAUCUUGCUGCGGCUAGUGGAAAGCAUUCGUGGAUUGAACAACAAAUUCAGGAAACAAAUCCAAUUUUAGAAGCUUUCGGCAAUGCUAAAACAGUUAAAAAUGACAAUUCUUCACGGUUUGGAAAAUAUAUCAACAUUUACUUUAGUAAAAAAGGAGUUAUCGAAGGAGGAAACAUUGAUCAGUACCUUCUAGAAAAAUCAAGGAUUGUGAGGCAAAAUAAAGGAGAGAGAAACUACCACAUAUUUUAUUCGAUGGUCACUGGAUUGUCUGCUGAUGAAAAAAAGAAAUUAGAAUUAGGAAGACCAGCAGACUUUGAAUAUUUGAACUCCGGAAAUAUGCUUACAUGUGAUGGUCGUAAUGAUGCGUUAGAAUUUUCAGAUAUACGGUCUGCUUUCAAAGUUCUAAAUUUCUCUGACAACGAUGUUUGGGGAAUAUUUAGUCUUCUUGCUGCAAUAUUGCACUUAGGAAAUCUUAAGUUUAAGGCAUUUAAUGUAAACAAUAUUGAAUCAUCUGAAGUGCCUGAUGCAUUAAAUGCAAAUAGAGUAGCUGGGCUUCUUGGAGUUAACAAAACGCGCUUAUGUGAAGCUUUUACUCGAAAAACAAUAAUAGCUCACGGAGAAAAAAUUGUUUCCCCCAUUUCAGCAAGCGCUGCGAUGGAAGGUCGAGAUGCUCUUGUUAAAGCAAUAUAUGGACAUAUUUUUGAAUAUAUCGUAGAAAUGAUCAAUAAAACUCUCCAUAAAGACGAACAACUUUCUAGUGGUUCUGUUGGUAUUCUGGAUAUAUUCGGUUUUGAAAAUUUUGAGUCAAAUAGUUUUGAGCAAUUGUGCAUAAAUUACGCUAACGAAAAUUUACAACAAUUUUUUGUAAGGCACAUUUUCAAAAUUGAACAAGAACAAUAUGCCAAAGAAGGUAUAACUUGGUCAAAUAUAAAUUAUAUUGACAAUCAAGAAAUUCUUGACUUAAUUGGACAGAAACCUAUGAAUAUACUGUCACUUAUUGAUGAAGAAUCGAGAUUUCCUAAGGGCACUGAUCUUACCCUGCUGUCAAAACUAAAUAGUAACCACAGUAACAAGAGUUUCUAUAUCACUCCAAAAUCUACUCAUGAACACAAGUUUGGUGUUAGACACUUUGCUGGAGAUGUCCAGUAUGAAGUUAAAGGAUUUCUAGAUAAAAAUAGAGAUAUGUUAACUCCAGACAUAAAGGAGAUGAUAUUUGACUCCAGUAACAUGUUUUUAAGAAAUUUGUUUUCCGCGGAAACUGUAACAGCUCAAAGCGGAAGUCGAAAAGUUGUAUCUUUAAGCCACAAAUUUAAAACAUCACUGGAAGCACUUAUGAAGGCUUUGUUUGCGUGCCAUCCAUUCUUUAUUCGAUGUAUCAAACCGAACGAACUUAAAAAGCCGCGAAUUUUUGAUCGAACAUUAUGCGUUCGACAACUUCGUUAUGCAGGCUUAAUGGAAACUGCAAAAAUAAGACAAGCGGGUUAUCCUAUACGAUAUUCCUAUGCUGAGUUUGUACAUCGCUACCGUCUUGUUGUUCCUGGUAUACCACCGGCAGAAAAGACUGAUUGUAAAAAUGCUACUCAAAAAAUUUGUGGUCAAGUACUAAAAGACGAAGAUUUUCGGCUCGGACAUACGAAAGUCUUUCUCAAAGAUCAUCACGAUACUUUGCUUGAAGAAUUACGACAUAAGGUAUUAAUCACGGCAGUAAUAAGAGUCCAGGCUAACAUCAGAAGAAUGAUCUGUAGGAAUAAAUACUUGCGGUUGCGAAAUGCAGCUAUUGUAAUUCAAAAGCAUUUCCGAGCUCGUGGCUACAGAAGCAGGUUCUUAAAAAUGAGAAGAGGAUAUCUUAGAUUGCAAGCAGUAGUAAAAUCUAGAGAAUUAAGAAAAACUUUCACUAACUUGCGGAAGUUCUUCAAACAUCUUCAAGCUCAUUGUAGGGGCUAUCUUGUUAGAAAACUAGUUAAAGAAAAGGGACACAUCAUCAAGGCUAGUUUAAUACAAUUAAAAAAAGAGAAACAAAGUCUUGGAAGUGAUAUUAAAGCAGCUGAAGACGAAUAUGAAAAGAAAUAUAAUGAUCUUAUUUCAUCUAUUUGGAUAUCUAAAGAAAUUGCUCCUGAGAGUAAUGUUCAAAACUCUACUAUAAUAGAUGAUAGAUAUGUUGAUGACGUAUUUGGAUUUUUGAAAGACACUGCAACGCCAGCGGGCACAGUAAGGGGUACAGGAUUUGGCAUGACUACAGUAGAAAAACCAAUGAUUUCAAGCGUUAUUCCAUUGCCAAAGGAACCAGAAGAAGAACCAUUCGAUGAAUUUGAUUUUAAAAAGUUUGCCGCAACAUAUUUCCUGGGGAAUAUGAGUUAUCAAUAUUCUCGAAAACCACUGAAGCAUUCUCUUUUGGACUUACCAUCUCCAAUCGAUAAAAUGGCAUCACAAGCUAUUUGGAUUACCAUUUUGAGGUUUAUGGGUGAUCUGUCAGAACCCAAGUAUACGGAUGAUAAAGUAGACAACGUACCAGUGAUGAGUAAAUUAUAUGAUACAGUUGGCCGAGCUUUUCAAAAGAGCAAAGAAUUUGCUGAUAUAAUAUCCCAAGAGCAAGCACAAAGUAAUAAUAAAUUGAUCCAAAAAACCCUAAAGAAACGAACUAAACUAAAUGAAGAACUCUUCAAAAAUUUAGUGAACGAUGAUAUGACGAACGACAUGUACAGCAAGUGGUUAAAUUCGCGACGCAGCUCUAAUUUAGAAAAACUUCACUUUAUUAUUGGGCAUGGUAUUAUCAGAAAAGAAUUGAGAGAUGAAAUCUUUGCCCAAUUAUGCAAGCAGUUGACUAAUAACCCUUCAAAAGCUUCUUACGCUCGAGGUUGGAUAUUACUCUCUCUUUGUAUUGGCUGUUUUCCACCUUCUGAGCGAUUUAUUAAGUAUCUACGUUCGUUUAUACGAAUGGGUCCGCCUGGUUAUGCCCCGUAUUGUGAAGGUAGACUUGUAAGAACGUUCAAAAAUGGCCCUCGUACCCAGCCUCCUAGUUGGCUAGAAUUGCAAGCAACUAAAACAAAGAAACCAAUCCUUCUAACGGUGACAUUAAUGAAUGAAACGAUUAAAACAGUUCAGUCAGAUUCUGCUACUACAUCUGAAGAAGUCUGUCAACAAAUAGCGGAUAAUAUUGAACUUGCUGAUACGUUUGGAUUUUCACUUUAUAUAACUUUGUACGACAAGGUUCUUUCGCUAGGAAGUGAAACGGAACAUAUUAUGGAUGCGAUUUCACAAUGCGAACAAUUUGCACGAGAACAGGGAACACCUGAAAAGAACGCUCCUUGGCGUUUGUUUUACAGGAAAGAGAUAUUUACUCCUUGGCACAACCCUGCUGUCGACCCGGUUGCAACAAAUUUAAUUUACCAUCAGGUAGUCAAAGGCGUGAAAUUUGGAGAAUACCGUUGCACCGUUGAAAAAGACUUAGCUAUGAUAGCGGCACAACAACAUUAUAUUGAGUAUGGACCGCGUUUAGAUCCUAAUGUAUUGCGAAAAGUAAUAGUUAACUAUAUACCAAAUCAAUUUAUCCAAUCAAAUGACGUUGCUUUAACGAAAUGGGAACAUCUUGUGACAAAAGCUUUUGAAUCAUCUCAAAGCGUACAAACUUUGGUUGAUCCUCUUCGAUGUAAAGAAGAUAUUGUUAUUUUUGCUAAAAUUAAGUGGCCAAUGCUAUUUUCAAGAUUCUUUGAAGCUAUUAAAAUAAAGGGUGACACAAUUAAUAAGGAUCUCAUUAUCAUUGCUGUUAAUUGGACUGGCAUAUAUAUCGUAGAUCAGUCAGAGCAUAUACUCCUAGAAAUAUCAUUUCCAGAAGUUACGUAUGUAGCUUAUGAUGAUGACACAGACUAUGAUAAAGUUGGAAAAAUAACAAUAAGGACGAUUCAACAAGAAGAGUUUGUCUUUCAGAGUGUUGAUGCUAGUGAAAUGAGCUCUCUUAUUAUAUAUUUGAUUGAUGGAUUAAAGAGACGUUCAAUUUAUGUUAUAACUCAAAGUGAUUCCCAAGGUUACAGUGAUGCAGCAUCAUUCCUUCAAUAUAAGAAAGGCGAUCUGAUUACACUUUUGCAAGAAUCGACUGGGGAAACAUUAAUGAGCGCAACAUGGGGUCAUGGUGAAUGUAAUGGUCAAGAAGGUUUAUUCCCAACGGAACAAGUUUAUAUUUUGCCAACUUUAUCAAAGCCUUCUCCUGCAGUUCUAGAUGUUUUUAAGAAAGGAAAUAUAAACACUGACAAGAAGGUUCAUUCUAAGUACAACACAAUACAGAGGAAAAAAAUGUAUACUCUUGAAAAGUUUGCCCAGGAGAACUUCAGAGAAAAUUAUGAUACUAAUAUCACAAUAUCAAGACAAUCAACAUUAACAACAGCUAAAAGAGCAGUUACAAGUGAAUUAUGGGCACAUACCCGUGACCCAAUAAAAAAACCGCUACUGAAAAAAUUACAAAACGAUGAGAAACUAUCUAAAAUGGCGGUUGCGUCUUUCCUUGCUAUAUUGAAGUAUAUGGGUGAUAUGCCAACUCCUAAAGUGAGAUCUGCUACGGAAUAUACUGAUGAAAUAUUCAAACCUUCAACAGAGCCCUUGAUGAGGGAUGAAAUUUAUUGCCAAAUAAUAAAGCAACUAACAAAUAAUAGAAUACAACUUAGCGAAGAGAGAGGAUGGGAAUUAAUGUGGCUUGCCACUGGUAAUUUCGCUUGUGGUCAAGUUUUAAUAAAAGAAGUAGUCGAGUUCUUAAAAACACGACCACAUCCUAUAGCAAAAGAUUGUUUAAAACGUAUAUUUAAAAUACAGAAAGGUGGACCAAGAAUAUAUGCUCCAUAUAUCGUAGAAGUAGAAGCUAUACAACAUAGAAGUAUGCAAAUAUACCAUAAAGUAUACUUCCCCGACGACACCGAUGAAGCCUUCGAAGUUGAUUCAUCUACAAAAGCUAGAGAGCUUUGUGAGCAAAUAACUGGACGACUUAAUCUCAAAAAUAGUGAUGGCUUUAGUUUAUUCGUAAAGAUCGUAGAUAAAGUCUUUUCUGUUCCAGAAAAUUAUUAUUUCUUUGAUUUUAUUCAUGAACUAGUUGAGUGGAUGAAACAAACACGUCCUAUACGUGGAGCAGGGAACCAACUACAGAUGAACUACCAAAUAUUCUUUAUGAAGAAGCUUUGGAUUAACACUGUACCUGGCAGAGAUAAGAAUGCGGAUCAAAUAUUUUACUUCCCUCAAGAACUUCCAAAGUAUUUACGCGGUUAUCAUAAAACUUCGAAACAGGAUCUAAUUGAGUUAGCUGCACUCAUUUAUAGAGCAAGAUAUGGCACUGAUCAAUCUGCAUUGCUUCAAAUAACGCAUAUGCUGGAAGAGUUUAUACCACCUGAUAUUAUAGGUAUUCAAACGAAUUCGCAAUGGAAAUCGACAAUCAGUGCGGCUUACUUUAAGCAAGGUACUAUGACCAUCGAGGAAGCGAAAGAACAAUUUUUAAGGAAAAUUUAUCAGCUACCAACGUUUGGAACAGCAUUUUUUGAAGUUAAGCAAACGUCAGACCCUUCUUAUCCAGAAAUGGUUAUUAUAGGAAUUAAUAGAAAUGGAGUCAGUGUAAUACACCCCCAAAGUCGUGAUUUACUAGUGACAUAUCCAUUUUCGCAACUGUCUAAUUGGUCCUCUGGGAACACGUUCUUCCACAUGACAAUGGGCAACUUUGUUCGUGGGACUAAGAUCUUAUGUGAAACAUCGUUGGGUUAUAAAAUGGAUGAUCUUAUAUCAUCGUAUAUUGCUGUACUUGGGCAGACGAUAAAACAUAAGCGGCGGUCAUAAAUUUAUAUUAGAAACUAUUAUUACUUUAUAUAUGAAUAAAUUUAGUUUUUUUAAGAA
Molecule: messenger RNA, 6378 nt
Organism: Melitaea cinxia (Glanville fritillary)
Lineage: Eukaryota; Metazoa; Arthropoda; Insecta; Lepidoptera; Nymphalidae
Product: myosin-VIIa-like
Exons: 11
Coding region: 1-6321 (2106 amino acids)
Cellular component (GO): myosin complex; cytoskeleton
Molecular function (GO): ATP binding; cytoskeletal motor activity; protein binding
Source: RefSeq, a predicted model, not a curated record